This is a messenger RNA of Podarcis muralis (Common wall lizard), 2403 nucleotides long. RefSeq names its product RNA binding motif protein 38 (gene RBM38). NCBI's taxonomy places the organism in Eukaryota, Metazoa, Chordata, Lepidosauria, Squamata, Lacertidae. Gene Ontology annotation, biological process: regulation of RNA splicing. Gene Ontology annotation, cellular component: cytosol; nucleus. Gene Ontology annotation, molecular function: mRNA 3'-UTR binding. The record is from RefSeq and is a predicted model, not a curated record.
AAGGGGCGGAGAGGGAAGGAUGGGUACAAAGGCGCGCGAGCGCUGGGGAGCACUUUCACGCUCCGCGGCUCCAGGCGAGAGGUCGUGCUGCUGCUGCUCGACGGGGCGGGGGGCUGGCAGCGCUUUGGAAAGGCGGAGCGCUCUCAUUGCCCCCUGCCGUCGAUGCUGCGGUUGCUUUUGCCGCUGGAGCUGCUGCAUGGGGCGCGGAGCUGCUGCUGCUGCUCCUGUGGUCGCUGAGUCGCUGUUGCUCGGGGGAGCGGGCUCCCCCGGUCUCCUUCUCCUUCCUCCUCCUGCUCCUCCUCGCCCGUGGACCACUCGCUGGGUCGCGCGGUGACCCAGGCAGAGUAGGGCACCUCCUUCCUUCCACCCUGGACGUCUUUCCUCGCGCCUCGUCUCGCCCUUUCCUCCUUUUGGAUGCUUAUUCCAGCCUCUCCCACUCUCCGCCGCCCUCCUCGUCCUCGUCGCCCUUCUCCUCCUCCUCUCCAACUAGCAGCUGCGGCCAUCGCCGUCGGGGCUGCUCCGGCGCCAUGCACACGGUGCAGAAGGACACUACCUUCACGAAGAUCUUCGUCGGGGGGCUGCCCUACCACACCACGGACUCCUCGCUGAGGAAGUACUUCGAGGUGUUCGGCGACAUCGAAGAAGCCGUCGUCAUCACGGACCGGCAGACGGGAAAAUCCCGGGGAUAUGGCUUCGUGACCAUGGCUGACAGAUCUGCGGCCGAAAGGGCUUGCAAGGAUCCCAACCCCAUCAUUGACGGCCGGAAAGCAAACGUCAACCUUGCUUAUCUGGGAGCAAAACCAAGGAGUAUUCAAACUGGUUUCACCUUAGGGGUGCAGCAGCUACAUCCAGCUCUCAUCCAGAGACCUUAUGGGCUCGCCCACCACUUCAUUUACCCUCAAGCCAUCGUCCAGCCCAGCAUGGUCAUCCCGACUCCCGUACAGUCGAUGACAUCUCCCUACAUAGACUACACAACGGCGACCCAGGCCUACUCGCAAUUCACCGCUACUGCUGCCUACGACCAGUAUCCGUACGCUGCCUCUCCCGCUGCUGGCUACAUGGGAUAUGGCUACACGGGGGCUGUCCAACCACCUCUCACCGCCUCCAAUCCUGCAGUAGCCGCUUCCACCGCCUUCAUGCAGUAUCCAGCCACACAGCUGCAACCCGACCGUAUGCAGUAGAUGAUGACGGCAGCAUCACCUCCAUCCUUUUGGAGAAGGACUAUUUCUUUCUUCCCACGAUGGAGUGGAAAUAUACUUUUUUUUCUUUAGUGGGUGGGGAUUGGGGUCGGAAUCCGUGAGACGAAAGAGGAAAGCAGUUCAAAAAUAAAUAAAUCGGGAGUUUCUUAAAAGACUUUUUAGGAAGAAUGCAUAUCAAUACCUAAGCUAUUUAUAGUGUUACAGGCAGGCUUUGCAAAGGAAAAGGAAAAAAGAAAAGACAUUCAUAACAAACAAACUUUCGUAAGCUCUCUCUCUUUUAAUGAAGACAAAUAAUUGUUGCAGAGGUGGACUGUAAGCGACUUAAAGAGGAAAACCACAGGUCUGCGCACACUUAAAUCAGUCUGCUUCCACCGACCAUCAUUUUCUCACUCCCUAGUCCUGCUUUUAUGCACUACUUAACUCUAUUGAACUCUGCAGGCUGGCCAUUUGCUCUUGCCACAGAAGGUACCCGGAGAAUACAGUAAUGAAAAAAAAAAGCAACCUUUUUCUUUUUGGCUCAUCUUAAAAACUUUGUAAUAUUCAAGAUGCCUUAAGGAGGAAAGAAAGAAAGAAAGAACCUAUUUUAAUAUUUAUUGCGAUCUUUUUUAUUAUUAUUAUUCACGGGAGCUGUGAAGUGCAGGUGGAAGAAUAGUAAUAUCUGCCUUGUUUAAUUCUCAACUAAAUUAUUGUAUGUAGGUGAAGAAAAAAACGUUCCUAAGUAACGCUAAAUCACUUUCAACAUGCAAAAAAAGGGAAUAUUGGCUCGAAGGACGUUGGAAUAUUCCUUUAGUCAACGCACUGUAAUUUUCUCUCUUCUUCUUCUUGUAAUUGUUACUCUUUUAAGAUUAUCUCAAAAGUUUUAGGUAUAUUUUUUAAAGCAAAAAAAAGGAAGGAAAAAAAAAGAAUACUGAACAUAUUGUCUACUUUGAUAGAUCUUUUGUUUAUAAUGCUGCAAAGCCUAGAGAAAUUUUACAGUAUUUAUAUAAAAAGCUAAGCAUGGGCCCGUGGACCCGUCAGUGCUUAGGAGAAUGUCAGGAAUGGAUCAGAGUUUUUAAAAGGUGUUUCACACUUGAACAAAGAAAGGGUUUAAAACGUGACAUUUUUUAUACCCAAUGGUACAAACUGCUGAUUUAAGCAAAGGACACAGUGUAAGUUAAGUGCAUUUUUACAAAAGAAGAGCAAUAAACUAUUUUGAUUUUUAAAA